Molecule: messenger RNA, 650 nt
Organism: Ipomoea nil (Japanese morning glory)
Lineage: Eukaryota; Viridiplantae; Streptophyta; Magnoliopsida; Solanales; Convolvulaceae
Exons: 2
Coding region: 23-565 (180 amino acids)
Source: RefSeq, a predicted model, not a curated record
GAGACGAAUUGAAGGUGACAACAUGGCAAAUAGUUGUAUGCAAGAAGCGAGCGAAAACAGAGAAGGAGAUAGAGUAACUGAAAAUCUAGAUGAAUGUCCCGUGAGAAUCAUGAAGCAACUAUAUGAUAUUGAAUGGAGGAUAAGAAAAGUGGAGUAUGAAUACAAAACCGAGAAGAUUGAAAAGUGUUUGGUUAAAUUCAAAUGUGAACACAUUAAAAGCGAGAUAACUAUAAUGAAUGGAGUGCUGCAGCUGGAAGCCUAUCCAAACCCUGAAUACUUGAAGGAUCAUGUUGAGGGCAAGCUCAAAUGCAUAAUAGAAGAACUUGACGAUGUGAUUUCUUUCAAGUUAAAAGAUAGUGGGGAGGAGGUUGGAGAGGAUAUUAUUGAUCCCCACGAGUGGAUUCAACGGCAUGAAUCUUCUUCUUCUUCUUAUUCCAAGCUUGGUUUAGUGCAAAAGGAUGAAAUCGAAGUUUCAAAAUGGUUGUCCGCCAUUGCUAAGAGGAUGGAGAAAAUCAGAAUGUUAGUUUCCCAAUUCAGCCCCCAGCACGAGUGGCUUCUAGAUUGAGAAAAGGCUAUUGAACACGAGUGCAUGUAGUGAUAUGUGCAUUGAAGAGAAUGUAUGGGUGGUAGUUGCGAAACUUAAGUUUCUC